GGAAGCGGAGGACUGCGCUUCCAACUCUCUUCUGGCCGCUUCUCCGCCCCGCGUCAUGGGGGUGACCUGUGUAUCCCAGAUGCCUGUGGCUGAGGGUAAGAGUGUCCAGCAGACCGUGGAGCUCCUUACUCGGAAAUUGGAGCUACUUGGGGCAGAGAAGCAAGGGACAUUUUGUGUUGACUGUGAGACCUAUCACACAGCAGCUUCUACUCUUGGCAGCCAAGGUCAGGCCGGCAAGCUGAUGUAUGUGAUGCACAACUCUGAGUACCCGCUGAGCUGCUUUGCUCUCUUUGAGAACGGGCCUUGCCUCGUUGCUGACACCAACUUUGAUGUGCUCAUGGUGAAGCUCAAAGGCUUUUUCCAGAGUGCUAAGGCCAGCAAGAUUGAGACCCGGGGCACCCGCUACCAGUACUGUGAUUUUCUCGUGAAGGUUGGCACCGUCACCAUGGGACCCAGUGCCCGAGGCAUCUCCGUGGAGGUGGACUAUACCCCUUGUGUGGUAGCUGGUGACUGCUGGAACCUGCUGCUCGAGUUCCUGCAGAGCUUUCUAGGCAGCCAUACUCCAGGGGCUCCUGCAGUAUUUGGGAACAGACAUGAUGCUGUCUACAGCCCAGCAGACACCAUGGUCCAGUACAUGGAACUUUUCAACAAGAUUCGCAAGCAGCAGCAAGUGCCAGUGGCCGGGCUUCGCUAAUGGCUGACCUCUGUCUUCCUGGACUCCACAGGAGAAGCCAGCACUAUUCCCUCAGGCCCAUGGACCCCAGAGACCCAGGAAUAGACUUGGAGGAUUGUCUCCCUUUCUUGUGCCUGGCUUUGACUUUUGCUUGGGGACUCUGGAUUUCCAUUUCUUGACCUUCACCCAUAGGCCCCCCAACACUGGUUUGCCCCAUGUCUUGCUGGACUUGAUCUGUCCUCAGGAACCAUAAUUGUGAAGAAUGGAGAAAUGUGGAACUCUCCUGCUUUAGGGUAAAAGGUAGGAUGGGAAGGCCACUGCUAAGUGUUGGUGGGACAUCAGAGUGGUGGUGUGGCCUGACCCCAAAGCAGAGGACAGCUGCCCUCAGUGAGGGCGCGGGGAUGGAAUAAAGACGCUUCGUUAAA
Molecule: messenger RNA, 1098 nt
Organism: Suncus etruscus (white-toothed pygmy shrew)
Lineage: Eukaryota; Metazoa; Chordata; Mammalia; Eulipotyphla; Soricidae
Gene: MED20
Product: mediator complex subunit 20
Exons: 4
Coding region: 56-694 (212 amino acids)
Biological process (GO): regulation of transcription by RNA polymerase II
Cellular component (GO): mediator complex
Molecular function (GO): transcription coactivator activity
Source: RefSeq, a predicted model, not a curated record